CACACACAACAACACGGACAAAUAUGAUAUAAUUGUUUCGAUUUGGAUUUUCGUUCAGGAAAGUCGGUGUGAAAUACUCGGAUAAUCUCAUGUCAUCACUGGAGUACACGAAAAAGGAUUGUUUCGCGUCUGGGACUCUGUCAUCGGCCUCUCUGAAAGGCACUUUAACCAAAUUCAACAGCAGGAGACAUAAAGCACGAAAAAAGAUCUCCGCACAAAACAAAGAGGAGCCCGAAGCAGAAUGUGAUGUUUGCAGGCUGUCUUUACUCAGUUGUGACAAUCGUAACCGUACUGUUCGGAGAAUUCUGAUCGCGUGUGUGAUUUCUCUGCUGGCUCUUCUGUCAGCCGUGGCCAUGGACUUCAACUCAUCGUUGGCUCAAUGGCAAGCCACCGAAGCUUCGCUUGAAAAGCUGACGUCCUGCAGCACAAACGUCACACUCGCCCUCAUUGCAGAGCUCCAGACAUUAAGAAAGCUCAGUUCAUCAACUGUAGAUAAAAAUAAGCAAGAAACAAACUCCUUGAUAAUGCUCACAGCUAACCAGUGUUGCACUAGUACUGACCUGGACAGUUUGGGGCAGCCGUGUGACAUUGAAUUACAAGAGUUCUGUGAUCAUCUUCAAUCUAAUCUCUCUGAGAUGCUCAACGCUACAUGGAGAGGCAACUUUGCGGAUGCUAAUGACACCACAGUUUUUACUCUAGCAAUUGAAGAGAUAUUAAACACAUGGGGCGUCAAGGACAUUGACGUCAGUCUUCUCCAACACAACCCAACCUGGACUGAUGUUCUUGCUCUGAAGCUGCUCCUGACAGCUCAGGAAUUGAAUUACCUCAAGAAGGUGGAGAAUCAGGAUGAAAUAUGGCAAGUGACUGCACUCCUAACAGUCUUAAAAGACAUGUCUGAAAACCUCCAUCAAUGCUGGAUGGAAAACAUCGACGUUGAUUUAAACCUCACGAACGUUAAGGAUCUUCUGUACACUACUAGCACGUCUUCAGAAGGAUCUACAGAUUUGGCCUUGAUGAACGUGCAAAGAUGUGUUCAUUUCAGAGCUGGAUGGAGUCUGAAACUGAAAUCCAGAGACAUUUCAUCUAGCAUCAGCCUGAAGGUCUGCCUGCUCACCAUUGCCUGUCUCAUUUACCCCAUAGUUCUGCUCUCCUUUAAACAAAUGACCGAAUGGAUCCAAGACUACGCUCAGAGCCUCCGGGAGAAAACCGAAGACCUGAAGAGAGAACGGCGUCUCGCCGAAGAUCUCCUUCAUCAGAUGUUGCCCAAAUCGGUGGCCAAGCAGCUUCGCCAAAACAAACACUUUGAGGCUGAGAGUUACGAGAAGGUACUUUAUUUGUAAACACUGUAAAGAAACGAUGGGUUCUACUCAAUUCUUUAGAGUGGAAUUCUUCUAGUUCUCUAAUUCUCAAUUCCUUAGGUUUACUUAACCAUUUAGUUGUUUUCCUUUGGCU
Danio rerio (zebrafish) is the source of this 1452-nucleotide messenger RNA. The record is from RefSeq and is a predicted model, not a curated record. NCBI's taxonomy places the organism in Eukaryota, Metazoa, Chordata, Actinopteri, Cypriniformes, Danionidae.